CAAUGUAUAAAAAAGCAUUUAAAAAAAUAUAGAACGUCUUCUUAAAGUGAGAUUCAUUUAGCUAGCUAAGCAAAGUUAUCAGAUGAAAGUCGUUUAUCGCAAAGGCUGCGCUCUCGGUAAAGGUCUUUGCAGUUUGUGGCGGCCGUCUUCACCGUCACCAUAUCGACGGGCGAGCCUUUCGGGGUAUUCACUAACUUGCUCUAGAGGCAAAGCGGUAAGCCGGGCUUGAAAGAUCUUCAAGCCUACAGUAAAUAACAAUCAGCAAACAGAAAAUCAUCUAACUUGAUAACGUGUCAAGAGCUGCACUUAUACAGCGAAUGGAAUCCGUCUGGAGAACAAGAGCUGCUAAAUUGCUUGGCAGGUGAAUGAGUGGUAUAUCUACUUGAUGCUGACAGUUUCGCGAUUGUGCUAACAGAGCGUUUAAGAGUUUUAGGUGACGGUGAAGCAAGUAGAUGCCGAUCGCCGCCGCGAAGACAACGCUAACACGGCUACAAUAGGAUUAUCAAAGUGAGCGACUUCGCGCUAGACUCUCGGAUAAGGAAGACAAGAUAACAUAGUACAUGUACAGCCGUGCAGUGUAUCGGCUGAAUAAAGCGGUAUUGAAAGGGUAGUCGCAGAUCCGACGAGAUCGAGCCGCGGGAACGAGUAUCGCAAUUUUCAGUUUUGCGGGAUCUAUCCAUGAGGAAUUCUUGGAGCCUUUGCUAAAUUAUAGCCCAUAUGUAGACGGAAGCUUUGUUUCAUACGGAAGAUAAGAGAUAGACGUUAGGAUCUAAAGACAUGAAAAGUCUGAGUCUCAUUUAAGAGCAGCGGUUGCGUCGGCAGGUCAGAGUAUAAGUGCAUUCUCCAUUCAAGUUUGUAAAGGGGAAAAGAUCAGGCUUUCAAUCUGUCAACACGUUAAUAGCGGGAUAUACAACAGCAGCAGACAUCACGCGGCGAGUGUUCGUACCGAUAGCCCUGCACACAGGAGCUGGACGAAAGGGCGGAAGACAUUUUAGUGUUGUGUAAUAAAGACAUGGUUUGAUCAGGCGCUAACUAUUUAACCAAACAGAUGAAUUCGUCUUCUACACGUCUUUGUGUGCAGUAUUUACUGUCGCAGUCGCAGAACACAGAUCCGUCGCAAUGGGACCGGACCAGCGAUCUCCUCGUGUGCAUCAUCAACGCCGUGCUAAUAAUCCCAACUGUGGCACUCAACUUGUUCGUUAUACUGUCCAUCACGCGUACCCCCAGCCUCCGCAAGCCUUCGCAUGCCCUUAUCUGCCUCCUUGCAUUCACGGAUUUCGGCGUGGGGGUGCUGGUCCAGCCACUUUAUAUCGCGCGCAAGGUGCUCGCAAUGCGCGGGGACUACGAGCAGUUCUGCGUGAUUUUGCAGACGGGAGAUGUGGUCUCCCACGUGGUUUGCGUACCGUCCUUCUUCAUCAUUACCGCCACAAGUGUGGAUCGAUACCUCGCCGUCACCUCAGGCCGACGCUAUCGAAGCCUUGUCACGAACACCCGAGUGCUCCUCGUCGGGUUGGCGUCGUUGCUAUUCGCCGGGAUCGUUCUCGGAAUCCGAGUGUUAGCGAACAGGGAGAAGUACAUGGUGAUCGCGGCUGUUCUGAUGUUCUUCUGCUUAAGCAUUAUCAUAUUCUGUUACGUCAGGGCCGUGACAGCGCUCAAGACAGCUCAGUUCGGCCGGAAGUUCAACGUCACGCACUACAAGCGUGCGCUUGUCACACUAGCUAUCGUGACAGGGGUGUUGUUUUUCUGCUAUGUCCCGUUCGUGGGGUCAGUGCUUGCGAUAGCCGUCCACGGGCGUACAAGGAGGCUGAACGCCGCGCGCGAGUUGACGACCACGCUGCUCUUCAUGAACUCCUUCCUAACGCCCGCGUUGUAUGGCUGGCGCAGCAGAGAGCUUAGAAGCGCAUGCGCAGGAAUCUUAGGUGUGAAAAUGUCGCCAUCACAAGCCAACUUACAGACGGAACUUUCCACGGUAGCGGAAAACAACGCGAAAUGACACGACAAGUUAUAGAGAGCUAGGACUAGAAUCAAGGAAGACAGCUGAGCGAAAA
Messenger RNA from Nematostella vectensis (starlet sea anemone), 2048 nucleotides. RefSeq names its product histamine H2 receptor-like. Gene Ontology annotation, molecular function: G protein-coupled receptor activity. Gene Ontology annotation, cellular component: membrane. Gene Ontology annotation, biological process: G protein-coupled receptor signaling pathway. The record is from RefSeq and is a predicted model, not a curated record. The transcript has 2 exons. Lineage: Eukaryota; Metazoa; Cnidaria; Anthozoa; Actiniaria; Edwardsiidae. Bases 1049 to 1993 code for a protein of 314 amino acids.